UGUUCACAUUUUUGUUGGAGAGAGGAAACAUCUCCUUUUAAUCCUGAAUAUUAUUUACAGAUUUGAAACUCCAAUAUUACAUUUUAUUUUUUUUUUGGUCCUGAACGAAGUAAUGAAUGCAUUCAGAGCACUUGAGAAUGGGUCGCUCUUGUCCAGUUACUCUGCUCCUGCCAGAUGGGAUCCCUUCCGUCGUCCCCUGGACUCCAUCCAGCCCUGGCAAUUCAGGCUUCUGGCAGCAGCAAUGUUGGUGGUGACCUCCCUGUCACUUGCUGAGAACCUGGCUGUAAUCCUGGUAACUUUUAAGUUCAAGCAAUUGAGACAACCUGUCAAUUAUAUGAUAGUCAAUUUGUCUGUGGCUGAUUUCCUGGUCUCACUGACUGGUGGUACCAUCAGCUUUUUAACAAAUCUAAAAGGUUAUUUUUUUAUGGGAUACUGGGCUUGCGUAUUGGAAGGAUUUGCUGUCACAUUUUUUGGCGUUGUGGCUCUCUGGUCUCUUGCUCUGCUGGCGCUGGAGCGGUGCGUUGUGAUCUGCCGCCCGCUGGGAAAUGCGCGCUUGAGGGGGAGGCACGCAGCUCUAGGUGUUGUCUUUGUGUGGAGCUUUUCCUUCAUUUGGACCAUUCCACCAGCAACUGGUUGGAGCAGUUACACCACCAGUAAGAUUGGAACUACUUGUGAGCCUAACUGGUACUCAGGAGCUUAUGGUGACCGUACAUACAUCAUUACAUUCUUCAUCACCUGUUUUAUAGUACCUUUAUUUGUGAUUUUGGUAUCCUAUGGAAAAUUGAUGUGGAAGCUAAAAAAGGUGUCAGAUGCACAAGGCAGGCUGGGAACUACCAGGAGACCUGAAAGACAAGUGACUAGAAUGGUUGUUUUUAUGAUCAUUGCCUUUCUGAUCUGCUGGAUGCCAUACGCUACCUUUUCUAUCCUAGUCACUGCAUACCCCUCCAUUGAGCUGGAUCCUUGUCUGGCAGCAAUUCCAGCUUUCUUCUCCAAAACGGCUACGGUUUAUAAUCCAGUUAUUUAUGUCUUUAUGAACAAACAGUUCAGGCAGUGUCUGAUUCAAAUGAUCAGUUGCAGUGCCAUAGGAACUGCAGAGUCCAACAUGAACCUGACUUCAGAGAGAGCUGUGCUCCCCCAGGACAGACGAGGCAGCGAGAUGUUCCCCAUGGCAGUUCGUGACACCAUCUCUAAGAGGAAAGAUGGAGAUGAACACAGAGCCGACAAUCUUUGGCUCUGUUGACAACUUCAGAAAACAAAAUGUGUCCCAUGUAGAGUGGGAGAUGGGAUCAUUAAUGUAAUGCUACAGUGUCUUUCAUUGUUACAAUCAGCUAACAUACAGAUAUGUGGUCAUUGGGGUCAUUAUGGUCCUGUGGACAUGAUCUUUUGAGAUGCCAGGCUCCUCAGGGUGUGUAAGAGUUUCUUGGCUCUACGGUCAAACACCCAGCCAUGAGCUGAGUCCCUUCCUGCAUUCCUCUUCUCAAGCCACAAUCAGCAUGCAGUAGGUAGUGGCACCACACUGCUGUGUGUCUUUCUCCCUCCAGUCCUUAAGUCCUUGUUUUGGGUUG
Molecule: messenger RNA, 1565 nt
Organism: Prinia subflava (tawny-flanked prinia)
Lineage: Eukaryota; Metazoa; Chordata; Aves; Passeriformes; Cisticolidae
Product: vertebrate ancient opsin-like
Biological process (GO): cellular response to light stimulus; phototransduction; visual perception
Cellular component (GO): photoreceptor outer segment; plasma membrane
Molecular function (GO): G protein-coupled photoreceptor activity
Source: RefSeq, a predicted model, not a curated record